AAGGCCAACAUCUCAUGCUCUAUUUGUGUGUCUCUUUCAUCGAUUGCAGCAUCUUUAAUUUGUGGAGCAAAGUGCACAUCAACUGUUAGUUUUUUGACGUUGCAUCUUGUCUGUUUCUUGGGAUCAAGAUGGUGGGUUCAUCUACUUUCUCUCCUGAUUUCUUUCAUACUUGUGCUGAGCAGUUUGGGGACACCAACGUUAGUGAUCUUGAAGUUGAUCUGAGGGGUGUGUUCAAGGAGUUUACAGCUGAAAGACAGUUUGAAAUGAAUCAGUUGGUGUCUCAUACCAUACAAGAGGUUGUAGAGGCGCAUAAGAGCAAGAGAAUGAAGCUAUCUGCGACCGAGGACGGGUGUGGGGGUGACUCAGAUGGGCAGCACAAGGUGUCGCAUAUAACGGUGGAGCGAAACCGAAGGAAGCAGAUGAAUGAACACUUGAGUGUUCUUCGUUCACUCAUGCCUUGCUUCUAUGUUAAAAGGGGCGAUCAAGCAUCAAUAAUUGGAGGAGUAGUUGAUUACAUCACUGAAUUACAACAAAUUCUACGAACCCUAGAAGCCAAGAAGCAAAGAAAAGUUUACAGUGAAUCAAUCCUUAGCCCUAGGAUUAUAUCAAGCCCUCGAAAACCGCCACUUAGCCCUAGACUAAGCUUGCCAAUUAGCCCCAGAACCCCCCAACCAGCAAGCCACUACAGACCCAUGUUGCAUCCAUUAGUAGCGCCAUCAUUCGACACUUCACCGUCUGGCUCUUUCACAAAUUCAGACCAUUCUAAGGAGCUCGUGGCUAAUUCAAGGUCAGCCAUUGCUGAAGUUGAGGUUAAGUUUGUGGGUGGUGAUCUUCUUGUGAAGACUUGCUCAAAUCGAAUACCGGGCCAAGCAACAAAAGUAGUUGAAGUACUUGAAAAUCUAAGUCUUGAGGUUCUUCAGGUCAACAUUAGUGUUGUUGAUGAAGCCAUGGUUAACUCCUUCACCAUCAAGAUUGGAGUUGAAUGCAAACUAAGUGCUGAGGAACUUGUUCAACACAUUCAACAGACAUUCUGCUAACUUUACCUGCCUUAGUUUUCGUUUUUCGGUCUGGAAUCUCACCCUCCUUUGUGAUAAUGAUCUGAUAUUGAGAACAUACGCGACGAUGUUAAACUCGACUCUUUAGGCAUGAUGUUGUGCUUGAUUACAUUGUUCAAAACCCUAAUUAAUCCCCCCUAUAAAAAGAUUAGACUAUCUUAGCACGUUAGUAUAACUUCUGUAUUGAUAAUGAUUGAUCAUCCUUAAACUCUAAUUUUAUAAAUAUAUAGAGAUGACUUUAAACGAGAAUUCUUGAAUAACUAACAAUUAUACCAAUUAGUUUAUGGCCUUGAUAACAGGUUUCGGUUG
Molecule: messenger RNA, 1364 nt
Organism: Helianthus annuus (common sunflower)
Lineage: Eukaryota; Viridiplantae; Streptophyta; Magnoliopsida; Asterales; Asteraceae
Product: transcription factor SPEECHLESS
Exons: 3
Coding region: 129-1037 (302 amino acids)
Biological process (GO): stomatal complex development; positive regulation of DNA-templated transcription; guard cell differentiation
Cellular component (GO): nucleus
Molecular function (GO): DNA-binding transcription factor activity; protein dimerization activity
Source: RefSeq, a predicted model, not a curated record